Molecule: messenger RNA, 498 nt
Organism: Phalaenopsis equestris
Lineage: Eukaryota; Viridiplantae; Streptophyta; Magnoliopsida; Asparagales; Orchidaceae
Exons: 1
Source: RefSeq, a predicted model, not a curated record
CCGACCGGAGCAUGUUCUAUACAGGAUAGGCACUGCUACUCCCGAGUUCUUGAGCUACUCGUUAACCUGUGGGCAUACCACAGCGCGCGGCGGAUCGUGCAUGUCAAUCCAGAAACCGGUGCAAUGCAGGAACAGCACCACCUGAAGAACAGACGAGGUAAAAUGUUGAUGAAAUGGUUCUCAUUCGCCACCUUGAAGAGCAUGGAUGAGGAUAUGGCUGAAGAGUUUGAUUCCGAUCAUCCCGGCCGCCGGUGGCUGUGGCCGUCAACCGGAGAGGUUUUCUGGCGUGGAAUCUAUGAGAGGGAGCGUAACAUCCGGCACCAGCUGAGGGAAACACGGCGGCAACAAAGCAGAGAUAAACUCCGUAGAAUGAGAAGCCGUGUGCGCCAGAAGUCUAUUGGGAAGUACAUAAAGCCACCACCGGAGAACAUCAGUGCGGUGAAUGUUAGUGGUAGCUGACUCCAGAGGUUAGCUUUGCUUGUAUUUUUGUUAUUAGGU